This is a messenger RNA of Ictalurus punctatus (channel catfish), 4424 nucleotides long. RefSeq names its product methylphosphate capping enzyme a (gene mepcea). The coding region runs from base 674 to 2749 and encodes 691 amino acids. The transcript has 5 exons. Gene Ontology annotation, biological process: snRNA modification. The record is from RefSeq and is a predicted model, not a curated record. Gene Ontology annotation, molecular function: snRNA binding; O-methyltransferase activity; RNA methyltransferase activity. Lineage: Eukaryota; Metazoa; Chordata; Actinopteri; Siluriformes; Ictaluridae.
AACGCCCGCUCACCACAGCGAGAAUCUGCCGCUGAAAGUUAUGUCGUAGGCUAGCUAGGAGUUUAUGGAAAAGAAAAAAAAAUAAAAUAAAAAUUUAACUGUGGUUAAUAUAUAAUAUUAUUAACUAUCCACACCUUCACACAGGUCCAUUAAUUUUCAUAAUUCUAUCGAUAAUUUUAUUCAGGCCUUGUUUUCUAACGUGUCUCCUUAACCUUACUGUUGUUUUUUAUCUUUAAUAUGACGUUAGCUAGCCACUGUGCUAACCAGAGAGCUGAUUCAGUGACGGUUGCUAAAGCUGAUAAGUGCUCGCGCUAAAACGACAGUUGCUAGAUUGUCAAGGCUGUUCUUUUGUUUUGUUGGGGUUUCCUCCCCUCCCUCCUUCCCCCGUUUUUUCCCCUUCCGGUAUCGCUUUGAGGGUGAUUUUUUGGCGAGUCUACGGGGACUGGUCAGUUUUUAUUUAUUUAUUAUUGUUGUUAUUAUUAUUAUUAUUUUUAAAAACCCCUCCUCCUUUUCGUCGAGUUGAGCUUGUUGGUGGUGAAUUGUGAAUUAUUCAUGAGCGCGAGGUGAAUGUGACGCUCGGAGGCGGGGUUUCCUGCGCAGGGAGGCGGAGUCACGCACGACUGGAAAAUAAAGAUCCUUCGACGUGCUCUAACAACACAGCACUGAUUAGAACAUGAUAGAAAUGUCUGUUGAUAAAGAGACUGUUUUACUGUGCGAGCAGCCAGAGUACGCGUCUUUACCACAACGGCAGCUAGAACUUUCCGGAAAUGGUGCUGAAAAUCCUCAGCAGUCUGCUGAAACGGCAAAAUUUGCGAAGGAAGAUGGCGCUUGUAACCUUGCUGAGGAGAACAGAAACAAAACGGCAAUCCGCGACAACGUGGUCCGCGCAUCAGACUCCACGACGCAAAACCAAGAUGGCGUCCAGAAUCCUAAACCCCAUCAGCAGAGACCAAACAAACGUCGGUGUACGAUCAGCAGCGGAUUUAAGCAUCCCAUGUUUGGGAAACGUCGCCGCCGUGCCAACUCGGAGAGCGAAUCCGUCCUGCCCACCAACUUCCUGCUGGGUGGGAACAUUUUCGACCCACUCAACCUCAACAGCUUAUUGGAUGAGGAGGUGAACCGGGCUUUAAACGCGGAGACGCCCAAAUCUUCUCCGCUGCCGUCUAAAAGCCGGGAUCCGGUCGAGAUCCUGAUUCCGAGGGACAUCACGGACCCGCUGAACCUGAAUGGCUGCACCAGAGGGGACGCGGGCAUCGUGCUGACGCCUUUUAAGAGCGGCGGAGGACGGAGGAGACACCGGAACCGGCAUCAUGGAGGAAUAACGGCGAGAGGAGGUGUGGGAAGAGGAAGAGAAAGCAUGGUAGGAGGAACAGGAAGUGUAGUUGGUGUAGGAGGAGGCGAAGGGGUGGAGGCCAUGGAGCUCAACCAAUCAGUAGGGUGCAUAGCGUCAGAAUCAUCAGCGUGCACGUUAGCAUCCUCGGGGAUUAAUCUUCAGGACAGCACAGACUCUGAAGCUGUUAUGAAAGAAGAUGCAACGGAGUUGAACUGUCCGGCAAAACAGGAAGUACACGAGGAAAAAGAUGACACGCAGGCACCUGUGACGCACACGUCACACCGGCAACGCAAACGGAAGCGCAGCAGCAGCAGAUCGGAGAACACUGGCGGCCUGUGUUGGGAUAAGAACCGAACAACAGGUCCAGAAUUGGCACAACAGCAUCCUCCCAACCAGUGGGGGCAGCAGAGGAGCAACCACAAACAGAACACGAGAAACGGCAACCAGCAAAAACCAAACCAGCAGCAGCAGAAGAAGUUUCAGUACGGGAACUACAAUCAGUACUAUGGUUACAGGAACCCAGGCGCGAUCGAGGACGCUCGGAUCCACGUCUUUAAACCUGAAUGGUUCCGAGGGAAGGAAGUCCUGGAUUUAGGCUGCAACACUGGUCACAUGACUCUUACUAUCGCUAAAAAUUGCUGUCCGGCACGCAUCGUGGGUUUGGACAUAGACGGCGCGCUGAUCCACGCGGCGAAACAAAACAUCCGGCAUUAUCUCUCGGAAGUGCACACGCUGCAGGCGAGGAAAGAGCGGAACGAGGUCGAGACGUCGAAGAAGAGAGGAGAAGAUGGAGAGGAAAAGGAUAAAGAUGCACAACCUGAAAAUGUUGGAGAAAAAGAUGGAUCAGUGGAGGACGGAGAAAACAAGACGGACCGGAUCAGAGAAUCCGAAUCGUCCAACGGGAACCGCUUAUUUCCUGUUUCUCUCUGCGUCUCCCGUGGACCGAUCGCUGCUCCUCCUCUCCCCGACAUGCCCACACUUCCUCCUGGGAAUUUUCCCUCCAACGUCACAUUCGUAAGGGGAAACUACGUGUUGGACAGUGACGUGUUGUUGGAGACUCAGCGUGAGGAGUUUGACGUGAUUCUGUGUCUGAGUGUCACUAAGUGGAUUCACCUGAACUGGGGCGACGUGGGGCUCAGACGCUUCUUCCACCGAGUGUAUCGUCACCUCCGCCCCGGCGGCCUCUUCAUCCUCGAACCCCAGCCCUGGAACUCCUACAGCAAGAGGAAGAAGCUGACGGAGGCCAUCUAUAAAAACUAUUUCAGCAUCCAGCUGAAGCCGGAGCAGUUCUCCUCCUUCCUGACCAGCGAGGUGGGGUUCUCCAGCUACGAGCUCCUCGGAACUCCCAACAGUUCAUCACGAGGCUUUCAGAGACCGAUCUAUCUGUUUCACAAAGGCCCUGCUCCUCAAGAGUGAGUGUGUGUGUGUGUGUGUGUGUGUGUGUGUGUGUGUGUGAGAGAGAGUGCGCGUGUGUGUGUGUGUGUGUGUGUGUGUGUGUGUGUGUGUGUUUUAAAUUGGGAUCAAGACGGCGUGCGAGCUCCAGGGAAUUUUCCACGCUGCUGGAGGAAGUCACUCUGAAACGCUUUCAUCACUUCCUCCUGAGCGUCAGACAGAAACACGGACUGAGACGAAACAAAGCGAGACUGAAGCGUGUGACUUUGUUCUUCUGUGAUUGCGGGGGGAAAAAAAGUCAGUUUGGUGUGUGAGAGAACUUUAAACUGGUUUGAGAUUAAACUUUUUUUUUUUUUUUUUUUUUUUUUUUUUUUUUUUAAAUAAAGUGGAUGUUUUGCCUGUAAGAAGGUGUUCAGGUCUGUGCUGAUGAUCGGUUACACGUUGUAUCACGAUACACUUCCAGCUGCACUCGAUCAGUUCUAGUCAAAAAUUCUCAGAGGGGGUUAUUAGAUUAUAAAUCUGUUCACCGGAAUCUUACCGUGUUCUCGUCAUAAAUCCUGACGAGAGGUUAUGGUGAUACGACGUGUUUAUCAGCGCACGCCUCGUUUAUACGUUUAUCCACUUCACUUUGUUUACUACUCUUCCUUCUGUGAAUUACCCCCCCCCCCACACACACACACACACACAUCCUAUGAUGUUAAACAGUGGAGUGUGAGUUGGGAUCAGACCUGUGUGCACUCACAUUUGCCCCCCCCCCCCCCCCCCCCCCCCCCCUUCUUUUCUGUAUAAAGUCUUUGGCUACAUCUUAAAUAAACCCUCCUCCUGGAACCUGGUGCUUUACGUCCCUUCAGAGACUCGGAGCCUAAAACGGAUCCGUACUUUCACGAUCAUCACCGUUAACGCUUCGUUGCGCGCGUCACCGCCCGCUUGUUAGCCGUUCCUCAGGUCUGAUCUCAAGUCAGCGGCAUCCAUUCAGCACAAUUUAAUCUAAUUAUUAAAAACGUUAAAAAAAUCCAUCACCAUACCAACGAUAUCUCAGAAAAGUGCAUCAUGUAGUCAUUUAUCACAAUCUCGAUAUUAUAUCGCCCAGCCCUACUGGCAGGUUAAGGUAGCUACAUGAUGGAGGUCACAUGGUCGUGUUCCGUUGCCACGUUAGCUCGUUGAUCUUUUAAUUUGCGUAAAAAUGGCGUUCUGUAAGACACGAUUGCAAGCGGCUCGUCGGAUCUGGAACCGCACGCAGCCGAGGUGUUGACCAACACAAUCACAAACUGCGAAGUCUCGCCCUCCGGGGUGUUUUUAAUGGAAGAGUUUAAUUAAUAAAUAAAUAAAUAAACAAACCUGUUCUUUUCUGCCACAUGAUCCUCUGUUGUGUUUGUGUCCUCUUCAUGGAUGAGGAUUAAAAUCGGGUCGGUCGCUGAAAGAAUAUAAAUCCUGCCGACGUUAAAAAAAGACGGAAGUGCAGAACCGAACAACUGAGAAACUUUUAGUGUAAAAUCACUGUUCUUUCUUUUUCUUUUCUUUUCCAGAACAAACGCCGAGAGACGAGACGAAUGCGUCGUCUUCUCUCUCGUACUGAAUUUUAGUUCGAGUCUUUAAUAAAACGAGGUAUUGAAUCCUUUAACGGAUCGGGUGAAUGUUUGUGUUAAAGCUCUAACAAACACAUCAUUGUAAUUGGAUAAUAAACUGAAUUUUGAUUUAA